AUGACAACAACAACAACAACAGAUAUGACGUUGACAGCUUCAUCCAAGCGUCGACGAAUUAUAAUUAUUACCGGUGAUGAAGAUGUUCUUAAACGGAUUCGAAUUAGUAGUACGAUAUCGGAAGUCGAACCCACUGUAGUCGAAUUUAGUGAUACUACUCAAGACACUUCUCAUGUAAUGGUCGAAAUGCAAGCAUUAGUAAAACAGAAAAAGUCAAAUUUAAAAACGUUGACAUGUGUUGUAUGUGGAGGAAAAGCACUUGGUUAUAAUUUUGAUGCAAUUACUUGUCCAAGUUGUAAAGCAUUCUUUCGUCGUAAUGCAUACAAAGAUCCGAAUGAACAACGAGCAGCUAAACGUCACCAAAUUGAAGAGAAUCGACAAGUCACAUUGAAUUCCCAUGACAACCGAUCUGUACGAUCGGUAAGUACUCUUUUUGUCUACAAUUUGCAAAAUCGAUUGUUGAUUGUAUUUAUGGUUAAGUCGCCGAUGAUUACGAAUCUUUCUUCUACUCGUUCAACUUCAUCUAUUUUAUCUGUGCCAGUAACUCGAACUCCUCUCACUGUUGAAGAACAACAAGAUAUUGAAAAUAUUCAACGCUUCUAUCAAAAACGUAUCGAUUUAGCGGCUGACAGUGGUUUACCAUGGAACCCUGCGAUGUGUCCAACGUCUAUGCUACAAUUUAUUAAUUGUGGUUCCGUUACAGUUCUACGAUUGUUAUCUUUUUUUAAGCAAAUACCUGACUUUGUUCGACUCAAUGUUGAUGAUAAAAUGACAUUGAUCAAAUAUAAUCUUAUACCGAUCUCUAUUUUGAAUGCCUCACUUUGCUAUAAAUCAGAAGCCGAACAAUUUAUCGAAACCGAUUCGGAUGCACCAUACGAUGUGAAAGAUAUUCAAAAGUUUCAUGGCAUUGACUUAUCGUUGAAAAUCAAGAAGAUAAUAAGUGCAUUAUCCAAGAUAGGCCAGUCUGAUGAACGUAUUAUUCAACUUUCUUUAGUAAUCCUUCUAUGUAUGAAAGGUUUUUCAACUAUGAAAAGUGAAAACGAGCCAAUACUAAAUGAUGGAAUGGCUGUUUUUCGGGUACAAAGUUACUAUACAGAACUUUUGUGGAAAUAUUUAGAAAUGAAUCGUGGAUCGAAUGAAGCUAUUCGUAUAUUCAAUAUGCUCAUCUGUCAAUUUGUUGCAUUGCAAAAUAUCAAUCGAGAACUGUACAAUAAUCUACAAGAUAUUUUGUCGCCCACAGAUGUCGAACAUAUGCUGCCAAUAAUGAAAACACUUUUAUUAUUUUCAUAA
Molecule: messenger RNA, 1290 nt
Organism: Rotaria sp. Silwood2
Lineage: Eukaryota; Metazoa; Rotifera; Eurotatoria; Philodinida; Philodinidae
Source: the annotation of a GenBank genome assembly